Aureobasidium namibiae CBS 147.97 is the source of this 420-nucleotide messenger RNA. RefSeq lists its product as uncharacterized. Lineage: Eukaryota; Fungi; Ascomycota; Dothideomycetes; Dothideales; Saccotheciaceae. Bases 1 to 420 code for a protein of 139 amino acids. The transcript is spliced from 2 exons. The record is from RefSeq and is a predicted model, not a curated record. Gene Ontology annotation, molecular function: carbon-sulfur lyase activity.
AUGUCAACCAAAACAACAGGCCACUGCCUCUGCGGAAAAGUCCAAGUAACCGUGACUUCUCAACCCCUCCUCUCAUACCCGACCCUCUGCUGCUCCUGCAACAACUGCAAACGCCGCUCGGGAGGUAUAGCCUCCUUCGCCUUUAUCGUUCCCUCUUCUGACGUUCACAUCGCCGGCUCCUCACAUACUUCCUACUCUGACCCCGAUACCGGCAGCGGCAAACCAAUGACUAGGUCAAUGUGCAAAGAGUGUGGAAGUCCGGUCUGCAUCAUCGAGGCUAGCGCUCCCGAGUCAAGGUGUUUGCAGUAUGGGUUGUUUGCUGGAGAGGUGGAGUUGCCGAGACCGCAAGUCGAGUUUUUCGGCAAAGAGAGGGUGGUUUGGGUUUCGGAGAUGGGAGGGGAGGUCAAGGAGACGCUUUGA